AUGGCAGAUUACGCAAAGAUACUGAGAUCUCUGGCAAAAGAGGCUAACGUAAACAUACCAAAGGAUGCAUUUCGAACCAGACGUAGCAAGUUGGCAAUCGAAGGAACAAACAGAUGCCCUACAUGCAAUAAAGCACGCACAUCGAUAGGAUGGUGUAAACCAUGCGAUACCAAGGCGUUGGAGGAACAAUUUGGUACAUGGACUAGCGGAAACGAAGAGUUGGACAAAUUUAUUCAAGAGACGCAGUCUAGUGCCAACACACCGCUUGAUUUUAUGCGAUGGAUCGAGUACGAUGCGUUCACGGAUAUAGAGUUUAUUGCAAAGGGUGGUUUCGGAUCUGUGUUCGCUGCUAAUUCAUCAACUUAUGGGAAAGUAGCGUUGAAGUUUUUGGAUAAUUCCGAGACCCUGACGAAAGAUUUUUUGGACGAGCUGCGCGCUCAUCAUCGAUGCAGUCUUGGCGGAAAUAUUCUUCGACAUGAAAAACUUGUAUAUGUAACUGAUCUUGGCAUGUGUCGGCCAGUGAACGAAUCAGCAGAUACAGAUAUAUACGGCGUACUCCCAUAUGUAGCGCCUGAAGUUCUUCGUGGCGAUCCCUAUACAGAGAAAUCAGACAUAUACAGUCUUGGCAUGAUAAUGUGGGAGUUAUCUUCUAAUCAACCUCCGUUCGCCGAUCGUGCUCAUGAUUACUCGCUUGCCGUUGACGUCUGUAACGGACUGCGGCCGCCCAUCAUUGCUGGCACACCCAAAAAUUACAUGGCUGCUAUGCUUCGAUGUUGGGAUGCCGACCCAUCACGACGACCGCAAGCUUCCGAAUUAUUGGCGGCUACUUACAAGUGGCGCUUCCUUCAGGAUGGCACAGCACCAUUUCAAGGACCCAAAAAAAGGAACGUUAAGACGAUACCUGUGAAAUCGCCAACAACCACAACAAAUGUUCAUCCGCAAGCGUUUUACACUAGUCGAUUGCUUCAUUUUCCAAAACUGCCUGAACCCAGGAAUUCAGAUACUUUUGUGUUUUUCGACCCUGCCACAGGAGAAACUAGUAGGAUGCUUAGAAAGCAACGUAAACAUCAAGGGGAGAUGCAAACAGGCCAGGCGAAAGUCAGCGCAGCAACCAGACGGAGAAAGGAAAGAACAGACAAAUGGAUCAACGAACACAUAUUAGAAGCAGGGAUAUCUCAAGAAGUAUGUCAAUGGAUAAAGUAG
Molecule: messenger RNA, 1203 nt
Organism: Paraglomus occultum
Lineage: Eukaryota; Fungi; Glomeromycota; Glomeromycetes; Paraglomerales; Paraglomeraceae
Source: the annotation of a GenBank genome assembly